Molecule: messenger RNA, 1340 nt
Organism: Cicer arietinum (chickpea)
Lineage: Eukaryota; Viridiplantae; Streptophyta; Magnoliopsida; Fabales; Fabaceae
Product: probable CCR4-associated factor 1 homolog 7
Cellular component (GO): CCR4-NOT complex
Molecular function (GO): poly(A)-specific ribonuclease activity; nucleic acid binding
Source: RefSeq, a predicted model, not a curated record
CACCCUCAGUACAAAAGAAGACUCAACCCUCGCCCCCCAAAGUCUCGUCUCUUCCAUUUCUUACAUCUUCCUCAAUCCUUCGCUUCGUUGACUCGCUAAUCGAUCUUCGUCGAACCCAAAAAAAAAAAAAAACAAUUCAAGAUCGCUGAAAGUCAGCUUUAUUUUCUUCACUAUAAGAUCUAGUUGAAUCUUAACCUCAAACUUUCGAUUCGAAGCUCAAAUCACUGAAAUCGAACCUUCUUCAGAUCUGGUGGAUUUGUUUUCGAUUUUCAUUUUGUCGUUCGUGAAAUGUCGGUUUCAUCGAAAGGAGAUUCGGUUCAAAUUAGAGAGGUUUGGAACGAUAAUCUCGAUGAAGAAUUUGCAUUGAUCCGUGAAAUCGUUGACCAAUUCAACUUUAUAGCUAUGGAUACUGAGUUUCCUGGAGUUGUUCUUCGUCCUGUAGGGAAUUUCAAAAACAUCAACGAUUAUAACUACCAGACUUUGAAGGAUAACGUUGAUAUGUUGAAGCUGAUUCAGUUAGGUCUCACUUUCUCUGAUGAGAACGGAAACCUACCUAACUGUGGUACUGAUAGUUCCUGCAUCUGGCAAUUCAACUUCCGGGAAUUCAACGUCAGCGAAGACAUCUUUGCCAGCGAUUCUAUCGAGCUGUUGCGUCAAUGUGGAAUUGAUUUCAAGAAGAACAGCGAGAAAGGGAUUGACGUGAACCGAUUUGCCGAGCUUCUCAUGUCGUCGGGGAUUGUGUUGAAUGAUGAUGUGCAUUGGGUUACUUUCCAUAGUGGUUAUGAUUUUGGUUACCUUCUGAAGCUGUUGACGUGCCGAACUUUGCCAGACACACAAACUGGAUUUUUCGACAUGAUCAAGAUUUAUUUUCCUGUGGUGUAUGAUAUCAAGCAUUUGAUGAAGUUCUGUAACAAUCUUCACGGUGGUUUGAACAAGCUUGCGGAGUUGUUGGAUGUUGAAAGGGUUGGUGUUUGCCAUCAAGCUGGAUCAGAUAGUUUACUCACUGCUUGUACAUUUAGGAAGUUGAGGGAUGCAUUCUUCAAUGGCGAAACAGAGAAAUAUUCUGGUGUGUUGUAUGGUUUAGGUGUUGAGAAAACAGACUAAUUGUGAAAGAAAGAAACUAUAAUUGGUUGUAGAGAGUACGUCUUUUAAGUGUGAACCCUUUUUUUUUACUUGUGUACACUUCUACCAGAAAGAAAAUGGUUGUUGUUUACUUGUAACAUUUCAUCAUCUUUGCUUGAAUUGUAACUGAAAAAACAUUAGCUUGUUUUGUUAGCCUGAGUUCUUUGUAAAUCACUUCAGUUUAGUGUUUCAAUAAUAAUUUAUCAUGAUUCCUUUUC